CUACUGCCUGACGAUAGAAGAGAGAUUCGGAUUGAUAUGUCGUGGCGUAGAAAAUAGAAGUAAAAGCGAUCUUGAAGUCAAGUUCUUCGUAGUUCUCAGAAGUAUCAUCCACCAUGAGCAAGAUGUUCUCCACGACGACCAGCACGACCCCACGCCCCGUGUGGUCUGUCCUCUCCACCGCGAUGGAGUGGGCUUACUUUCUGGUCGUUCUCUUGCUUGCAGCAGUGUACGCCUUGGAGACUGGUCGAGUGCACAGUCGCAACGUCGGAGAUGAAACUUCUGAUCCUCCAGGGCGAGGAGCAAGAGCAUUUGAUUUUGUCUCCUCGAUGCCGUUGUUCCAUCCGUGGCCUUGGCCGACUUCUACUGUUUCGUUUCCAGCGCUUGCCGGUGCAGUGCUCGGGUUGAAAGUGGUCGAGUACAUCGUUCUUGCAGACGAGGAAUACAAAAGGGAACACGACCUACCGAUCGGAACGGCGGCGCGCUGGAGGAACGCUCGACCUGCUUGGGCAACUACGAGGAGUCUGUUUCUGUCUACCAUCAGUGCAGCUCAUUUGCUCCUGCAGUUUUUUCUCGAGGUGCAACUGUGGUGGGUCUUGUGCGUGCGGAAUUACAUACCGUUUCUUGAGGAUGAUCGGGCCGGCGAGGACCAGACUCCAAGAAUGAUCUUCGACGCUGAAGCCAACCCCUACGCUAGACCAGUCGCCGGCCGGACGGAAGGCGCAGUAGGGGAGUUGUGGGGCUUUGAUAUUCCGACGCUCAUGUUUUUCGUGCUGUGUGUCGGCGGAUGUGUGCGGCGUAUUUCGAUCAUCAUUGGAAAUGGAAGAACAUCAAAACGGGAUGUUGAAACCUUCCCCCGGUCACACCAAACGCAGACGUCCGUGAACCUCGAGGAAUGGCUAUUUGCAGUUCUACUUUCCCUUCCGGCCGUGGCGGCUUUUGCUGCUUCUGUAAAACAACAGCUUCCAGCAUUCGACUCCUCUGGCGCAGAUAAGAGCAAGUGGCUCAACAAUUCAUCGGAAGCGUUAUUUCUGAAACUGGACUCUUUUUUCCGCAACAUCCACGUCUUCCAGCCCAGCGCCACUCCUACCGACCGCUCGAAAACGACCGUGCUUUAUGUCGCCUAUCUCUUAUCCACACUCUGCUUGUUGUCCCUUCCCAAGACCGCGUCGCUGGACGGUUUCCUCGCCGGAGUGUGUCUGAAAUACGACAAGGAAGAGUCCGGAACCUCCGUUCUGUCCACCCUCCACUUGCUUAUGGCCAUGACGGCGAUUUUUUUCUGCGUUCCGAUCGCCCUGGAAACGGCGCGAAGGAACGACUUCUCCCCAGCGCCGGUUUUGAGCGACCUUGCGCUGGUGUACUGCUAUGCGGUUGCGUUGUUCUCCUUUUUGUUCCUGAACAUCGGCGUAUUGCGGGGAGACCGGCCACUCAUCGAACGGGACCACAUGCGGGAGGAGGAGUGGAAGAAAAUGAAAUUGGAAAAGGAAAAAGAGAUCAAAGCGAAACAAACGGGACAAAAAUCGAAGACACAGUGAAGAACGAAGGAAACCAAAUAAGCGUGUGCUGGUGUCGGGGCGGGCGACUUCAUCUUUAUUCAAGGGCGGAAAGAGGAGGAAGCGGAAGGUACCUCAAACAAUAGAUUUUGCGUUUCGUUGUCGUCUGUGCUCGCUGGAGCAGCAGUUAAUGGUGCAUGUAGAUGACAUCUUUCUGCUCCGUAGUUCUGAGAAGUGCAAGUGGCACGGAGCUUCUAGUACCAGCGUUUCCUUAUAUUUGGAAUUGGGUCGUCGGCGUGGGCAUCAAAGCUGCCCAAUGUCAAAGUGCUACAACGUCAGAACCUAGGAAAAGGAACGUACUUACAAGGCUGAAGUCGGUGGGUCGGCAAAGGAAUACAAAUGUCAAUUGAAACUAGAAAUGGAUGCAAUCGCAAAGCAGCUUCUGCAUGGGUAAUCCUAACAGGAGCUAGGCGAAAUCUCAAACUACACUGACAGUCCUAGUGUAAAAACGCACCGGAGCUUGCUCCUGCUCUUCUCAAAGACCGCAGUUGACGAGUCGGCAGUUUUCUUUUUUUUUUGGUGGCAGACCUUACAUGCAUAAUUCUACCAUAGAGCAGCACGACCACGAGCCACUUCACAUGCAUCGAUCUUUGACCACUAAUAUGACAGCCGCACAACAUCAACAAGCCCUCCCGGACGUCGCCCUUUCGAAGGCUGACGCGGACUGUGCGAGGGCGCAGGAAGCCUUGCACUCCAGCUGGACAACAUACCGCAGCAUACUCCACCAGCUCGCUCUCCACCGCGCGGAGGCCCAGGAUCUCCUCCGCGCUGCGAGCCAGUGGCGAAGCCGGCUCCGCGAAGCCCUGGGGGAUGGGCGGCAUCGCGUCGCGUUUAUGGCGUUCUCAACUGUUACAUUCUCAACUGUUACAUGAAUAAACUUGUCAUGCAAAAACAGCAAUAGGGAAUAAAGGGGAGAGCUUGCAAGUCUUGCAUCACAAAUUUGGCACGGAUUUCAGACUCAGAACAACCUUCAGGCACGGAGGACUACAGACAAGCCUUCAGGCCAAAAGAAUCCCCGCUCUAGUUCUAAAAUGAAAGCGUGUGCGUUUGAAGUUCGCAGCUAAAUCGACGCCGCAAGUCGACUUUUACUUUGUCAUAUAAAUAAUUUUUGAUGUAGACAUUACUUCAGCAAGACAAAAAAUACAAUGAGCUGGUGAAUUCUAAAAAAAUUUUAUAUCAAAAGAGCACGAGGGACGGCCAUUUUUUCUGUACAAAAUGGGGCAUGAGAAGCAGAAGCAUAAUUCCUGCUCCAUAUCAUAAAUGCAUGCGAACACCGGGCGAGCUAGGGGAGUAGUACGCACAGGGAGCAUGAGCACGGACAUGCAAAUCCCAUGACUAAACUGAGCCGAGCAGUUAAAGUCAACGCUUGAACACGGACAAGCAACGCCGAAGGUCCUACGUGAACCCACCGGGAGCUCGUUUAUGAUAUGGAAAUGAAAACUAAGUCGAAGCUUUGGCUCCUUUUGAGAGACGGAAGCAAAAAAUGCGAAAAGUUAACACGCUGUACAAUUUUGAACGAAACUGUCAU
Messenger RNA from Amoebophrya sp. A120, 3078 nucleotides. The record is from the annotation of a GenBank genome assembly. Lineage: Eukaryota; Dinophyceae; Syndiniales; Amoebophryaceae.